CGUACAGAGGCUCGCCGAAAAGAGAACUUCGCCAAAAAGAGAACUUUGAUUGGCCCUGACCAAGCCGAUGCAGCUGGAGCAGGAGCAGGAAGAGGGGGUGUGAAAGAGUUUUCGAGAGAGAAACUUUGAGAGAAAGAGAUAAUGGCAGAAAAUGCAAUUCUAGGGUUUCUCCAGUACAACGAGGAGAUACCAGACUCUGGUCGUUUUGCGGAGACUCUUGGCGUCGAUCACAACCUCCUUGUCAAUGUCAUCAAGAGCCUUCAUGGUUUCAAGCUUGUCGAUGCAGAGGAUAUCAAGAGAGAGAAGUGGGUUCUCACAGAUGAGGGCAAAUCAUACACAGUGGCGGGCUCCCCCGAAGUUCAGUUUUUCUUUGCGAUUCCCCCUGAGGGUAUCUCUAGGGAAGAAUUACAGCGGAAGAUAGAUCCCUCUGUUUACAAAAUAGGUCUUUCUCAAGCCGUGAAAAACAAAUGGGUGGAGGUUGGGAAGCUCCUAGUGUCUAGAAAGGUUCAACAUGUUGAGGAUCGGGUAAAAGAGUUACUUCUGCAAGUACAGAUGGGAGAGGCAUUGCAACUGGAAGAGAUUGAUUCUUUGAAGAGAAGGAAGUUAAUCGCUUUGCAAACAUGGAAGGGCUACUCAUUGAGAAAAGGUCCCAAUUAUGCCCUGAAGAGGACUAAGGCAGCUACUGAUCUAACUCGUGAGCAAUUACAGAGGGGGGAAUGGAAGGAUCUGGAGUUCAAAGAUUACAACUUCAGUGCUCUAGGCCAACCCACGGAAGGUGGCCAUCUUCAUCCUCUGCUGAAGGUUAGGGCUCAAUUCAGGGAGAUCUUUUUGGAAAUGGGUUUUGAGGAGAUGCCAACCAAUAACUUUGUUGAAAGCAGCUUUUGGAACUUUGAUGCUCUCUUCCAGCCACAGCAACAUCCAGCCCGUGACUCCCAUGAUACGUUCUUUCUACAGGUACCUUCGACUACAAAGAAGCUACCUGAAGAUUAUUUGGAGAGGGUACAGAAAGUUCAUGAAUCUGGUGGUUAUGGUUCUAAAGGUUAUGGAUAUGUUUGGAAGAGGGAGGAGGCAGAGAAGAACUUACUCCGAACCCACACAACAGCUGUUUCCUCAAGGAUGCUUUACUUGCUUGCUCAGAAACCUUUCACACCAAAGCGGUACUUUUCAAUAGAUCGAGUUUUUAGAAAUGAGGCGGUGGAUCGAACUCAUCUUGCAGAGUUUCACCAGAUAGAGGGUCUUGUUUGUGAUCGAGGUUUGACUCUUGGAGACCUGAUUGGUGUCUUGAAUGACUUCUUUUCACGAUUAGGCGUGUCCAAGCUACGGUUCAAGCCUGCGUAUAAUCCAUAUACCGAGCCUAGCAUGGAGAUUUUCAGCUACCAUGAAGGGUUCAAGAAAUGGGUGGAGGUUGGCAAUUCUGGCAUGUUUAGGCCUGAGAUGCUGCGUCCUAUGGGGCUUCCUGAGGAUGUUAAUGUGAUUGCAUGGGGUCUAUCUCUUGAAAGGCCUACCAUGAUAUUGUAUGGCAUUGACAACAUCCGAGAUCUUUUUGGGCACAAGGUGGAUCUUGGUCUCAUAAAGAAAAACCCCAUUUGUCAGCUUGGGAUAAAGCAAAUUGAUUGACUCAAAUCAUGAUUUUUUUCCCUCCUGUUUUGAGUGAGGGAAUUUUCCGCAUAUAGCUCAACUGGGAACAAUUGCAUGGUUCCCAAAAUGGUUUUGUAGGAUCCUUUUAAUUUAUGCUGAAGUUUAAUGCUUCAGUUUUGUUAGUUGAUGAGGAGUUUGUGAUUCCACACUCAAUUAGAGGUGUUUUUCUAAUGCGUGCCUCUGCUUUGCUCUCAACACUGACUGAGGCUUCAAAUGGUUUUGCUAUUCGUUGUUCUGGUAAUCCGUUAUUUUAGUAGAUCUGGAGUUUGGUUUGAACCAGAGAAUGAGAUGCAUUUUAAA
Messenger RNA from Amborella trichopoda, 1938 nucleotides. RefSeq names its product phenylalanyl-tRNA synthetase, putative / phenylalanine-tRNA ligase. Gene Ontology annotation, cellular component: cytoplasm; phenylalanine-tRNA ligase complex; cytosol. Gene Ontology annotation, molecular function: tRNA binding; phenylalanine-tRNA ligase activity; ATP binding. NCBI's taxonomy places the organism in Eukaryota, Viridiplantae, Streptophyta, Magnoliopsida, Amborellales, Amborellaceae. The record is from RefSeq and is a predicted model, not a curated record. Gene Ontology annotation, biological process: phenylalanyl-tRNA aminoacylation.